Panicum virgatum (switchgrass) is the source of this 1234-nucleotide messenger RNA. Its product is annotated as expansin-A29-like. Gene Ontology annotation, cellular component: extracellular region. The record is from RefSeq and is a predicted model, not a curated record. Gene Ontology annotation, biological process: plant-type cell wall organization. The coding region runs from base 122 to 922 and encodes 266 amino acids. NCBI's taxonomy places the organism in Eukaryota, Viridiplantae, Streptophyta, Magnoliopsida, Poales, Poaceae. The transcript has 2 exons.
UCGUGCUCGGCAGCUGCAGUUACACGGCUCACCUUCACCUCUAGAGGUUUCAGCUUCUUCAUUGCCGUCCGACGCCGCCGUGCAGACAGAGCAGAGCACGGCCGCGACAGGACUCGGAACGAUGGCCCUGCUCGGCUACGCCUACGGCUACAACAAGCGCGUCGCGGCCUCGGCCGUCGCGCUGGUGGUGCUCGCCGCCGCCUCGACGGCCGGAGCGCUCGCGCCGUCCGGCUGGAGCAAGGGCACCGCCACGUUCUACGGCGGCAGCGACGCCUCCGGCACCAUGGGCGGCGCGUGCGGGUACGGGAACCUGUACACGCAGGGCUACGGGACGCGGAACGCGGCGCUGAGCACGGCGCUGUUCAACGACGGCGCGUCGUGCGGGCGGUGCUUCAAGCUCACCUGCGACGCGCGCGCGGACCUGCAGUGGUGCCUCCGCGGGGCGUCCGUCACCAUCACGGCCACCAACUUCUGCCCGCCCAACUACGCGCUGCCCUCCGACGACGGCGGCUGGUGCAACCCGCCGCGGCAGCACUUCGACAUGGCGCAGCCAGCGUGGGAGAAGAUCGGCGUCUACCGCGGCGGGAUCGUCCCCGUGCUCUUCCAGCGCGUGCCCUGCCGGCGCCACGGCGGGGUGCGCUUCACGGUGGCCGGCCGCGACUACUUCGAGCUCGUGCUGCCGACCAACGUGGCCGCCGCCGGCGCGGUGCGGGCCCUGGAGGUGCGGGGCACGCGCACCGCCGGGUGGCUCACCAUGUCGCGGAACUGGGGCGCCAACUGGCAGUCGCUGGCGUACCUCAACGGCCAGGGCCUCUCGUUCCGGGUCACCACCGACGACGGCCAGACCAUCGAGUUCGCCGACGUCGUGCCGCCGUCGUGGACGUUCGGGCAGACGUACGCGAGCAGGCUGCAGUUCAAGUAGAGUAGAUUGAUGUGAUUACAAGCUGAGCUGAAGAUGCCCGGGACGGCGGCAUGUGAUGGGCCGAGCAGAGCUUUUGUUUUCAAUAUGAAGGUCGGCAGUGGCGUGCUUUCUGGUGGUCUGCCCACAUCCAUGUCCAUCGAUCAUCAUCAUCAGUGAUCAGUUAGCUACCCGCCCACGCAUAGGGGCUCGGCCCAGCAGCCAGGAUCUCUCUGCUCUGCUUGUAAUGUCAGCGUCGCCGCCGGCCUUUCUUGUUCUUCAACAAGCCGCUUUCGCCUUUUCGUGUGUAAAAAUCUUGAUAAUGUGUUCGUUGAG